Messenger RNA from Drosophila elegans, 698 nucleotides. RefSeq names its product NPC intracellular cholesterol transporter 2 homolog a (gene Npc2a). Bases 151 to 597 code for a protein of 148 amino acids. The transcript has 2 exons. The record is from RefSeq and is a predicted model, not a curated record. Gene Ontology annotation, biological process: intracellular cholesterol transport. NCBI's taxonomy places the organism in Eukaryota, Metazoa, Arthropoda, Insecta, Diptera, Drosophilidae. Gene Ontology annotation, molecular function: sterol binding.
UUUUCAGUUCUCGAAUACGCUUUGCCUUGGUCUUUGGUGUUCUCCAAGAUUUAGUAGAUUCGUAGCGCCGUUGGGGUGAAAAAGCAACUAAAGUCGUAAAAAAAACUCAUCGUCUGUUAUUUACCUUGUAAUUCAAUUAACUAGCGAAAAAUGCUGAGGUACGCGGUAAUUGCCUGUGCUAUUUUGGUGGCCUUUGCUGGAGCCCUGGAGUUCAGCGAUUGCGGAUCGAAGACGGGCAAAUUCACGAGGGUGGCCAUCGAGGGAUGUGACACCACCAAGGCGGAAUGCAUCCUCAAGAGAAACACGACGGUCAGUUUCUCCAUCGAUUUUGCUUUGGCCGAGGAGGCUUCGGCGGUAAAGACGGUGGUGCAUGGCAAAGUCCUGGGCAUCGAGAUGCCCUUCCCGCUGGCCAAUCCAGAUGCCUGUGUGGAUAGUGGGCUAAAGUGUCCCCUGGAAAAAGGUGAAUCCUAUCGCUAUACGGCCACCCUUCCCGUCCUGAAAUCCUAUCCCAAGGUCUCGGUUUUGGUCAAAUGGGAACUGCAGGAUCAGGAUGGUGUGGACAUCAUUUGCGUGGAGAUUCCCGCUAAAAUUCAGUAGCAAAUUCAACGCAAAACCCAUCCGCUAAUUUAACCUUGAAAUUCCCCUCUCUUAUUGUUGUAAACUAAUUUUUAAUAAAGAAAAUCUAAUUUAAAUAACAA